AUGAACUCGGCAGAUGUACCGCCAGGAGACAAUAGCGCAAACAGUCUCGCAGUAGUCAAACAACUUCCUCCUGACCUCCUUCUUAUUAUCUUCAUUCAUGGAUUCAAGGGAACGGAUACAACGUUCGAGAACUUCCCUGCGAGGCUAGAGCAUGUCCUGAAGGAAACCAUAGAGAAUCUCAAGGUGGAAUGUAUACUCUUUCCCUCAUAUGAGACCAAAGGACAAUUGAACGCUGCAGUAGAACACUUUGCCGACUGGCUAACUACUCUGACCGUACAAAGAGAAGUCGCGGAUGGCAAUGGGGGAGGAGCCGGAAAAGCCAGGAUUGUGCUAUGCGGUCAUAGUAUGGGAGGGUUACUUGCUGCUGAUGCUUUACUGGCAUUUGUGAAUUCAAGACCUGACAAAGACGCCCCAUUGUGGCCGAAGAUCAUCGCGUGCAUAGCCUUUGAUACUCCUUAUCUUGGUCUUCACCCUGCUGUAUUCAAGAACAGUGCGACCAAGGCUGUGGAAUACGCCAGUACAGCCCGCACAGUUGUUUCAGACGUGUUUUCAUUGUUUGGCAAGAAAGGUGCAGCAUCGACCGCCUCUGAGCAAACCGCUGUUGCAUCUAUAACAGCGCCCCCCACUGCGGAAAGUGGUUGGGGAAAGUGGGGUCCUGCAGCGUAUGCUGUUGGCGGAGCGCUGGUGGCUGGCGCAGCUGCUGGAACAGCAUACUACCGCCGAGACGACAUCGGUUCCGGAUACGGCUGGGCUACUGAUCACUUGAAUUAUGUUCGCAACCUCUGGGAUGAGGAGGCAUUGCGAAAGCGUCUGCGAGAUUUGAUUGAUGCACAGGUACACCUUGGUGUUGUAUUCCGGACAUUUUACACCUUACUUCCACCACCACCACCUUCAUUCUCGACGCCGAGGACAUUCGCCAUUCUUCCUCCGCGAACAUCUCCGAUGGCUGCACACUUUCUUCCUGCAAGAAAUACACAGGCUGCAGAUGAAGUUCAAGCACACACCAACAUGUUCAAUCCAAGAUAUAAUGAUGGCUACUACCAGUUGGGACUCGAUACAGCCAAGAUCAUUCGGGAAGCCGUCAUGUCAGCUAGAGGUAUCACUGAGAAUGGCGAUACCGAGGCUCGGAAGGACGUUGAAGCAGCUGUUGCAAUGGAAGAGGCGUUGCCUGAUCAGGUGGGGAGCGACGCAAAACCAUAG
Molecule: messenger RNA, 1200 nt
Organism: Suillus paluster
Lineage: Eukaryota; Fungi; Basidiomycota; Agaricomycetes; Boletales; Suillaceae
Exons: 7
Coding region: 1-1200 (399 amino acids)
Source: RefSeq, a predicted model, not a curated record